AUGGGUCUCUAUAGAUUAGUGGCGACCGCUGCGUUGUUGGUCACUGCACAACAACAGGAUCAUUCUGCCGGCGAAGCUGGUUUGACCGUUCCUCCUUCGAGCUUGCCCUACUUUUAUGUGGCGGAGGCGAGCAAGAAGUGCUUCUACGAAAAUACUCCUGUGCAUUUGCCCGUCACAGUGACGUAUGAGAACUUCAAUAAUCCUGGAGUAACGUGUACGGUUCAAAUUAGUGAUGCCCGCGGUGUUGAGGUUAUGAGCAGGGCAGUUAGUCCUCGGAAGCCAAGUGGCAAGAUUACGUACUUGACCCAGCAGUCCGGUCAACUUAGCGUGUGCGUUUCGUGUCCUAGCUCUAAGUGGUUUGGUACCGAAAUGCUCAAGUGGAGUGUCUCAGUUGAUCUUGGCGACACAGAGGUGAAUCUACAGGAUGUUGCCAAAGGCUUGAGCCUUGAAAACAAUGAAAAGCUGAUUAGGACGCUCACUGACAAGCUAAACUACAUCAGGACUCAAAACGAGUAUCAAGAACAAGAAGAGCACGGUAUGCAUAAGCUUUCCCAAUCGUUGAGUCGUUCCAUUGUGGGCCUGGCCAUUGUUCAUUUAGGGCUGCUAGGAGUGGCCACGUUCCUAUCAGUAGGUAACCUGAAUCGGUAUUUCCGGGCGGAAAAAUUGGUGUAA
Messenger RNA from Gregarina niphandrodes, 672 nucleotides. Its product is annotated as emp24/gp25L/p24 family protein. Gene Ontology annotation, biological process: Golgi organization; intracellular protein transport; endoplasmic reticulum to Golgi vesicle-mediated transport. Lineage: Eukaryota; Apicomplexa; Conoidasida; Eugregarinorida; Gregarinidae. The transcript is spliced from 2 exons. The record is from RefSeq and is a predicted model, not a curated record. Gene Ontology annotation, cellular component: endoplasmic reticulum; Golgi apparatus; endoplasmic reticulum-Golgi intermediate compartment. The coding region runs from base 1 to 672 and encodes 223 amino acids.